Messenger RNA from Exophiala dermatitidis NIH/UT8656, 396 nucleotides. RefSeq lists its product as uncharacterized. Lineage: Eukaryota; Fungi; Ascomycota; Eurotiomycetes; Chaetothyriales; Herpotrichiellaceae. The record is from RefSeq and is a predicted model, not a curated record. The transcript is spliced from 3 exons. Bases 1 to 396 code for a protein of 131 amino acids.
AUGACCGUUACCACGGAACCAGUCUCUGACCAAAAGGCCGAAGAUGUAGCACAAGCUAAUCAUCUAUCAAAAGAGGAUCAUAAAAGCAAAGCUUCCCAAGGCAAGGUUUCCCUGGAUUCUGAACAUUGGCGUUCCGAAUUUUUGACCAAGAAUCGUGCUGUGCUGGAGUCUAUCAAGUUUCGCGGCGAACUGAUGCGUCAGUUUGAGGACGAGUGCAAGCAGGAAGCCAUCGAUCAACAAGAUCAGGACGAAGAUCUUGAACUGCUGCCGUCAACCAAACACAUUCGGAUGGAGGCAGAAAGGUUGCUGGAGGAGUUCGCUAAGAACCCUGUACCAGACCUUGCAGACUUGUGCGCAGCGCGCGACCAAGAAGGACGUCUUCCAAGGAAGAUAUAG